UUCAAAGCUUAUUUACGACGUUUCUCAUUGUCUAUGCUAUAGAUACGCAUCCCGAGCGAUACAUACGGUGUAAAGCUUUUAGUGACAAAUGUUUAGUAAAAAUGAAGGAAAACGCCGUACUUAAGUGGCAAAAAGUGUGCAAUCCCACCGGCCCACAACCGCGACCCCGACAUGGCCAUCGCGCGGUCGCCAUAAAAGAUUUGAUGAUAGUUUUCGGCGGCGGAAACGAAGGUAUAGUUCAUGAGCUUCACGUCUUCAACACCACCACAAACCAAUGGUUCGUGCCUGUAACAAAAGGAGAAGUGCCCCCGGGAUGCGCCGCCUACGGAUUCGUGGUGGACGGCACGCGCCUGCUGGUGUUCGGCGGCAUGGUGGAGUACGGCAAGUAUUCCAACGACCUCUACGAGCUGCAAGCCUCUCGCUGGGAAUGGAAGCGUCUGAAGCCGCUGCCGCCCAAGCAGGGUCUGCCACCGUGCCCCCGCCUCGGCCACAGCUUCACAUUGCUCAACGGAAAGGUAUACCUCUUUGGCGGGCUAGCGAACGAGAGCGACGACCCAAAGAACAACAUCCCGAGGUACCUCAACGAUUUGUAUACGCUUGAACUGUAUCCCAAUUCAUCUAUGACAGUAUGGGAUAUACCUCUCACAUAUGGUCAAUCGCCCCCACCGCGAGAAUCACACAGUGGCGUUUCAUAUACAGACAAAAACAGUGGCAAGUCUUCCCUUAUCAUCUACGGAGGCAUGAGUGGAUCCCGCCUGGGUGACUUGUGGGUACUGGAUGUUGACACAAUGUCAUGGUCUCGACCUGAAGUGGGAGGCCUGCCUCCUCUCCCAAGAUCUCUUCACACUGCCACAGUCAUCGGCCAUCAUAUGUAUGUCUACGGAGGCUGGGUGCCGCUCGUCCCAGAUGAAUCAAAACUUGCCACUCAUGAAAAAGAAUGGAAAUGCACAAAUACACUUGCCUCCCUCAAUUUGGAGUCGAUGACGUGGGAUAACAUUGCACUAGACAAGUUUGAGGAGUGCAUCCCGCGAGCCCGGGCCGGACACAGUGCUGUGGCUAUACAAACCAGAUUAUAUAUUUGGUCGGGCAGAGAUGGCUACAGAAAAACUUGGAAUAAUCAGAUUUGUUGCAAAGAUUUGUGGUAUCUGGAAGUGGGAGUGCCACCACAGGCCGGCAGAGUGGCCCUAGUACGAGCUGGCACUACUACUCUGGAGCUGUGCUGGCCGGCAAUGAACACAGUCACCACUUAUUUGUUACAAGUACAGAAAUGCGGCAAAGUGACACCUGCACGGUUCCCAGCCGCGGCAGAGCCCGUGGCUGCAGCGCCGCCCGCGUCGCCCGUGGCCGCCCAACCCGACGCUGCCAAAGCCUUUGGCCUCACGUCACCAAUAUCCAGUGGUUUACCUCCAACACCUACAAUGGAGCCAUUGUCCGUUCCCGGUCGUCCAAUCGCGGCGGCCCCCUCCCCAGUCGCCGCACCUAUCGUUUCUACGCCACAGAAAAUCGGCCCCGGUGCCAUUAAAGUUCCAGCACAGGCCACCGUUAAAAUAUCACCUAACACGCCCACAAUCAAACAUACUACUUAUCAAGGUAAAACAGUGGUGAAAUCGCCGGCGGGCACCGCAACACCGGGCUCGUCGCAACAGAUUAAGGUGGCCGCCGUCACACCACAGGGCGUGACGAGGAUCGUGAGCGGAGUGAGCACACCCGGCACGGUGCGCGUGUCCACAGCGCAAUCCAAUGCACAGAUCGUGAUCGGGUCGGGCACCGGUGCCGGCACCCCACGCUUCGUGCAGGUAAAGACCGGAGCCAGCGGCGGUGUGCCCGUGAAACUCGGUGCUGGCACGCCCGUCAAGCUCACCAGCGGGACGGUGCCGCUCAAGAUCGGCGCCGCCAAUAUCCAGGGCAAGAUUACUGCCAACAGCGUUCAGAAGGUCGGACAAGUCUCCACGACUCCGCUCAAGCUGAGCGCGGGAAGCAACGUGAAAAUCGGUACGAGCAACGUCCUCGUGAAAACCGCUGGCGGCGUGCCCAUUCAAGCCGGUGUCGCCAACCUGCAAGGUAAAGUCGCGGCCGGCGUCCCUGUGAAGCUGGGUGCCGGCAACCUGCCAGUGAUCGCCAGCAGCGGCGGCGCCAUACAGAUCGCGAGCAGCGCGCUGGGAGGGCAGCAGGUGAAGGCGCCCGUGUACAAGAUUGUGACGGCCAAGUCGGGCGAGCAAACAGCGACGGUGGCCACGACGGCGGGUGCAGCGGCCGGCGGCGCCACCGUGUUGCGGCAGGCGAGUGGCAACGCCGGCAUCCCCGUCAUCAUCAAGAAGACCCCCGGAGCCAACGCGCAGGCCGGUAACCAGCCGCAGUACGUGACGCUCGUCAAGACCUCCACGGGAAUGACGGUGGCGACGAUGCCAAAAGUGGCGAUGAUGCAGAACAGGCCCGCGGUGCCGGUGAGUGCGGCGCAGGGGCUCGCGCCCGGUGCCACCAUCGUGAAGCUGGUGUCGGCGAACACAGUGGGCGGCAACAAGAUCAUCACACUGCCCUCCAACAUGUUGCAGCUGGGCAAGACGGGCGUGGGCGGCAAGCAGACAAUCGUGAUCACCAAGUCGGCAGGUCAGGCGGCGCAGUCGAGUCAGCCGCAGUGAGCGGGCGACGAGUGUCGUCUGAGCUGUCCUGUCUAGCCGGCGUCGAGUGAGCGCGGCCGCGGGCGCCAGCGCUACGCUGUCGUGUCUCUAGGUUGCAAAUUCGAUGUGAAACAUUAAAGUGAUUCAGCCGGACUAUUAUAUACCUAUUUUAAAUCAUAUGGAUAGUUUAUGAGUUUUGUAUGUUAUAAUGGGUCUGUGUAGAAAGUGUCCUAGAGUUUUUACUAAAUAUUUUAUUUACUCUAUAAAAUGUAAUAUUACUGAUAGGUGUUUGUCUGAUUUACACACUGAACUCUGAACUUACAGAAUCUAUCUCAUUAUGUUUGAUGUUUUUACAAUGUACUAUUUUUCAUGUGAAGUCGCUGAUGCCUGCAGUCAUCAGCGAUGUAGUUGUGGACUUAUGCUGAAGUGCCUGUGCUGCAGUUGUUGUGCUCCAUGUGUAUCAACUAGUGACAUUGUUUCAGAAACAUUUCAUCAGGGCUUGCCAUCAAAAGCCUUCAUGCAUAGUUUCUGAAUACAGUAGGUCUUCAUUGUAAUUAUGUUGCUAGGUGGUCAUUUCUUGAAGCAAUACCAAUCAUAAUAAAUAUGAUGUAAUUAUGUCUAAACUUGUGUCAGGACUAAGAAAUUGUAUGUGGUCAUACAUGAUAGUAAUGUCAUUCCUGAGAAUGUUAUAACUUACCUUUUAUGUGAACUUUUUGUUCUUGCUAUUUUUAAUAAUUUAGUGUCUUCCUGUAUGCUUUGAUUGCAACUGCUGUAACAGACUUGAGUUUGCUGGAGUUUCAAGUGACUUGAUCAAAAUCUUUACCAGAUGACAGUGUGUAUUGUGCUAGAAUAAUUGUGUAAGCUUGUACCUGCCCCAGCCGGCCGCAACACAGUGCACCAAGUGUACCUUGCUGCUGGGUGGGACACUGUACCUUGUUUCAUAGUUUUAGUUAAAUCACAACAUAAUAUGCACUAUUUAAGUUUUAUAUGACAAAGCAUUGUUAAUGUUUUUUCUAUUUGGUGUUUUUGUUUAAUAAUGUUAUCAGAUAUUUGAUAUUGGAUCAGCUCUGUCACCUUUCAUGUUUUCUCCAACGCUGUGGACUUAUAUCUGAGGCUAUUUCCUAAAUCCUGAUCCAAUAUAAAUACACCAAACAAAAACACCGCCUUUUAUUAAUUAUAUGACACGCGAAAUUGUGCCUCUUGAGCGAUUCUCAAAUUUCAUAAUAAUACUUUUAUUCCAAUACUUGGCGCAUGAAUGGGCACUUCCAUUUAUACUAUGACAAUUUUAUUGAUAAAAUACAUUUAUCAAUGAUUGUUCUGUAAGAAAUAAUUGACAUAAAAAUGCAGAAUAAUAUUUUGACCUUUAUAAAGCUAGUGUCACAUGAGUAGCCUUGUUGGACUUAAGUGCUUCUAAUGAUGAAGGGAAGCUGUAAGGUAGUUAGCAUAAUUUACCUGUGUCGUACGUGGUUGCACUACGUGGCACUGGUGACUGGGCCCGGGGUGUAAAUUAUUUGGAAUUAUUUUUGUAUGUUUAGUUGUCGCCCCGAUGAAGUGGUAUUCUGCAUUUCUAUACUUAGGAUAAGCGUCCUAGAUGUAUGUACGUAGCGUAAUCAUUGUAAGGUAAGCGAGGUAUGGAUUGUAAAUAUCAGUAAGUAGAUAAAUUUAAUGUUAUAGUUUGUUCAUAUUAUGUUCAUUUGCUUGAAUAAACGAUUUGGAUAAA
Messenger RNA from Pectinophora gossypiella (pink bollworm), 4338 nucleotides. It is a transcript of the gene Hcf, whose product is annotated as host cell factor 1. The record is from RefSeq and is a predicted model, not a curated record. NCBI's taxonomy places the organism in Eukaryota, Metazoa, Arthropoda, Insecta, Lepidoptera, Gelechiidae. Gene Ontology annotation, cellular component: histone methyltransferase complex. Gene Ontology annotation, biological process: chromatin remodeling; regulation of DNA-templated transcription. Gene Ontology annotation, molecular function: transcription coactivator activity; protein binding. The transcript has a single exon. Bases 102 to 2639 code for a protein of 845 amino acids.